Messenger RNA from Colletotrichum paranaense, 1272 nucleotides. RefSeq names its product NAPE-hydrolyzing phospholipase D. The transcript has 2 exons. The coding region runs from base 1 to 1272 and encodes 423 amino acids. The record is from RefSeq and is a predicted model, not a curated record. Lineage: Eukaryota; Fungi; Ascomycota; Sordariomycetes; Glomerellales; Glomerellaceae. Gene Ontology annotation, biological process: N-acylethanolamine metabolic process; N-acylphosphatidylethanolamine metabolic process. Gene Ontology annotation, cellular component: membrane-bounded organelle; cytoplasm. Gene Ontology annotation, molecular function: N-acylphosphatidylethanolamine-specific phospholipase D activity.
AUGUCCAAGUUCAGACAGUUCUUCCGCACUUUCUUCCAACAACCGCCCAUACGUCCCGGUACUAAGAAGGCUUCAGCAACGCCGGCCUCCGUGCUCGCCCUUUCAAUGGCCUCAUAUUCAACCACCGUCACCAAGAUCCCAGACCUUGGUCCCUCGCCCGAGGAUGCCUCAUCUAAGCCUCAUCACGUCACGAAAAACGGCAACAGAGUCGGCUUCAAGAACGUCCACCCUUCCUUUGGUGAUGGCAUCGGCUUUUCCAAGAUGGUCCGCCAUGUCCUCUGGCCGCAAGUGACGGGUGAGCUCAAGUGGCCAGACACCACGCCGCCAACAGUGACCGUCAAAAAGCCAGAGUUCCUGCCCAACCGCACAGCCUCAGACAAGCUCCGCGCAACAUGGCUGGGCCACGCCUGCUACUACGUAGAAUUCCCUUCCGGCCUGCGCGUCCUCUUUGACCCUGUCUUUGAAGACCGCUGCUCCCCCUUCUCAUUUAUGGGUCCCAAACGCUUCACCCCCAAACCCUGCGACCUCGCCGACAUACCCUUUGUCGACGCCGUCUUCAUCAGCCACAGCCACUACGACCACCUCUCCCACGAAUCCGUCCUCACCAUCCAGAAGCACAACCCAAAGGCCCACUUCUUUGUCGGCCUCGGCCUGGAGUCCUGGUUUAAGAGCGCCGGCCUCAAGAACGUCACGGAACUCGACUGGUGGGAGGACGCCGAAAUCACCCUCAACAUCGACAAGGGCGUCGACGAGGCGCCCGAGUCCAUCACCGCCCAGGUCUCCUGCCUCCCCUGCCAGCACACCUCCGCCCGCACGCCCUUUGACAAGGACACGACACUCUGGGCCUCGUGGGGCGUCAAGUCGUCUGGCAAGUCGGUCUGGUUCGGCGGCGACACGGGAUACCGCGCCGUGCCGUGGACCCCGCUCGAUGUCGAUGACUACGGUCCAAAGUACGCCCACCUGCCCAUGUGCCCGCAGUUCAAGCAGAUUGGUGAAUUCCGAGGACCGUUUGACCUCGGCCUGAUCCCCAUCGGUGCAUACUAUCCCCGUGUUGCCUUCUCAGGGAUGCACGCCAACCCGUUCGAUUCCGUCGAGAUCUUCCAGGAUACCAGGUGUCAGCGUGCCAUGGGCAUUCAUUGGGGAACAUGGGCCCUGACUAUGGAAGAGGUUCUGGAGCCGCCCAAGCUUCUUCAGGAAGCCAUGAAGAAGAAGGGCUUGCCCCCGACUGGCGUGUUUGAUGUGUGUGAGAUUGGAGAGAGCAGGGACUUUUAG